ACCAUUCGAUUGGGCGAGAAACCAGCAAAGGAGGUGAAGGCGAUGAUGUCUAUGAAACGCAAAUUACUUCAAGAGGCAAAUGGAUCAACACCUAUGGUAGAAUUGUUUGGACCCUGGCAGGUCGAGGAUUAUGUGCCUCCAGUGGCUGAAAAUGGUAUUGUGCCUCGUAACGAACACGGCAAUGUGGAACUCUUCAAACCGUGCAUGCUGCCCAUUGGUUGUGUGCACGUCAGACUGGCAGAUUUGCACUAA
Messenger RNA from Hydatigera taeniaeformis, 252 nucleotides. The record is from the annotation of a GenBank genome assembly. NCBI's taxonomy places the organism in Eukaryota, Metazoa, Platyhelminthes, Cestoda, Cyclophyllidea, Taeniidae.